GCAGACAGGGAAGGCGAGGGAGGUUGAGGCUGGGGAGACGCCAUGUUGGUUAAGGGCAGUGCUAUGGCCCUUAGGGACUUUUUGAGAAGAUAGCGUUUCCACGUAUUCCGGAAGCGUCUCCUGGCUUAGCACUGAAGGGUUUUUCCCAUGGCGCCGCCUCUGGCCCCGCUCCCGGUGGAUGUACCCGGGGAGGCCGGGAGCGGACCCACGAGAGAAAGCAGACCCGGGGCCGUGAGCUUCGCGGACGAGGCCGUGUACUUCUCCCCGGAGGAGUGGGGGUGCCUGCGGCCGGCGCAGAGGGCCCUGUACCGGGACGUGAUGCGGGAGACCUACGGCCUCCUGGGCGCGCUCGGAUUUUCAGGCCCCAAACCCGCUUUUAUUUCUUGGGUGGAAAGAGAGGUCGAGGCGUGGAGCUGGGAGGCCCAGGAUCCAGAGGUUGUCAUCAGAGACAGGGGAAAGAUAACAGAGCUUUCUUGCAUUAACACCAUCCAGCUUUCUAGGCUUGAGGAGGCCCCAGUCUCAGAACCUGCCAGAUACUCAGACAUUCAUGCUACUUCCCAGGGCAGGCCACUGUAUGGAACUAUGGAAUGUGCUACUGAGUUUCAAGUUUUAUCUUUUCCCAUCCCAAGAUCCAGGGAUGUGAGUGAAGAAAAAGAACUGAAGAAGAGUCCAAAGCAAAAAGAGAUGGAGCAUGAGGAACUGUCUGAGGAAGUGUCUAUCGAGGAGUGGUUGCCAUCCAGCAGGCCCCCUGGUGCCAGUCACAAAGCUGCAGGCCCAGAACUCUGCUGGAACUCUGGGCAGAGCCCUAUCAAGCCUUGGUUCAGGGGCACUCCAAACCGUAAAUCACCCUACUCUUGCUCAGACUGUGGCCGCAACUUCAGUUACCCCUCCCUCCUGGCCAACCACAAGCGGGUCCACUCUGGGGAGCAUCCCUUCCCCUGUGACCAGUGCCAGGCUCGUUUCUCCCAGCACAAGUACCUGCUCCAGCAUCAGUUCAUCCACACAGGUGAAAAGCCCUACUCCUGCCCUGAUUGUGGGCGAUGUUUCCGCCAGAGGGGUUCCCUGGCCAUCCAUAGACGAGCUCACAGUGGGGAGAAGCCCUACCCAUGCCCAGACUGCAAAAGUCGCUUUACUUACCCCUACCUGCUAGCCCUUCACCAGCAUAAGCACACAGGUGAGAAGCCCUAUAGCUGUCCCAGCUGUGGCCUUUGUUUUGCCUACAGCUCCCUGCUGGCUAUCCACAGGCGCACACAUACAGGCAAGAAGCCCUACCCCUGCCCAGACUGUGGCCUCCGCUUUACCUACUUGUCUCUCCUCAGUCACCAGCGCAUUCACUCUGACAGCCGGCCCUUCCCCUGCUCACAGUGUGGGAAAGGCUUUAAGCGCAAGUAUGCCUUGGAAGCCCAUCAGUGGAUCCAUCGCUCUGGCAAGAGGCCAAGGUGGCAGCGACCCACAGUAGGGCAUUUAGAGCCGAUCCUUGUUUUGGGAAGCCAAGAUCCCCCAGUUCAUUUCAGGUAUUUUCCAGAUAUAUUUCAAGAAUGUGGGUGAUAGAGCUCACGAGAGAUGAUUAGUUUUCUUUGGAAGGGAAAAGGCAAAGUUUAUGCAUGCGGGGGAUAAGGAAUGGAAAGGAAGUAGCAUUUAAAGAAAACAAAGCUCUGAGUUAAGGGAGCACGGAGCUGGUCCUUUGGAUGGAGGCAGGAGUCUGAAACUUGGGAGAGUUCUUCCCUGCAAAUCAUUCACCUACCUGGCUUUUUCCCCUGGAUUGUUCUCUCCCAUAGAGCAUUCUGCUUUCUGGCCUGUAUAUCUCCUGUUCCUCAGAGAUGGGGUCCCCGAGACACAAGAGCCUUUUAGAGGAGUCUGUACCCUCUGAGUAUCCCCUGGAAUAAAAGGCACACCUAGGGCCUAUCCCCAAUGGGGGAAGCUCAUCCAAGGAUUCUUUUAGCCAGUGUAGGUGAAAUUUUUGGCAAGGAGGCACAUGUGGUGUCAAGCCACUGUUGGCACUCUUUGGUCUUAAAAUCCUAAUGGUGACCAUAGGGAGAACAAUGGCUUCAGGUGGAGAACUGUCCUGCCCCAUCUUACUCUGCACAUAGUAUACAAAAGUGUCCAACUUAGCUUAAAGGUUUUUCCCCUCAAACUUUUAUGAGUUAGUGAUUGCAGUGUUUUUUUCUUCAGAUAUUAGCAUGUUCUCUGGAUUUUACACCUUCUGAAUAAAGAUGUGUUCUUGGGGACGCCUGGGUGGCUCAGCGGUUGAGCGUCUGCCUUCGGCCCAGGGCGUGAUCCCGGAGUCCUGGGAUUGAGUCCCACAUGGGGCUCCCUGCAUGGAGUCUGCUUCUCCCUCUGCCUGUGUCUCUGUCUGCCUCUCUCUCUGUGUCUCUCAUGAAUAAAUAAAUAAAAAUAAAAAUAAAAAAGAUGUGUUCUUGGGCCACAAGCAGCGGGAAACAUAAUGCCAGCACUUUUGUUUAAGAGAGUAAAUUACUUGUGAUUAGACUUGAAAUCAAGGCCAGGUAUCUCCAGUCUAAUUUUUAUUGUAAUGCUUGUAUGUGUCAGCAGUUAAGAAAUGUUUUUCUGACCCAUUUUGAUCUGCUAGUCUUACUUUUGAUCAGGAGACUUUUUUUUUUUUUUUUUUAAGAUUUUUAUGUAUUUGAGAGAGUGCACACAAACAGAAGGGGCAGAGGGAGAAGCGGGAGAAGCAGGUUCCUUGCUGAGCAGGGAAGCCUGAUGCGGGGCUCCAUCCCAAGACCCCAGAAUCAUGACCUGAGCUGAAGGCAGCUGCCUAACCAACUGAGCCACCCAGUCGGUUAGGCCAGUAGGACUAAGGACAUCUCCAUGCCAGGAGUCAUACUGGGGGAAUCAAUGGCAGAUGCCCCAAAUUUUUCUUUAAGAGUUGUAAGGGGAUGCCUGCAUGGCUCAGCGGUUGAGCAUCUGCCGUCAGCCCAGGGUGUGAUCCUGGAGUCCCAGGAGUGAGUCCUACAUCGGGCUU
Messenger RNA from Canis lupus familiaris (dog), 2980 nucleotides. RefSeq names its product zinc finger protein 785 (gene ZNF785). Gene Ontology annotation, biological process: regulation of transcription by RNA polymerase II. Bases 148 to 1548 code for a protein of 466 amino acids. The transcript has 4 exons. The record is from RefSeq and is a predicted model, not a curated record. Gene Ontology annotation, molecular function: DNA-binding transcription factor activity; RNA polymerase II cis-regulatory region sequence-specific DNA binding. NCBI's taxonomy places the organism in Eukaryota, Metazoa, Chordata, Mammalia, Carnivora, Canidae.